Molecule: messenger RNA, 795 nt
Organism: Xyrauchen texanus (razorback sucker)
Lineage: Eukaryota; Metazoa; Chordata; Actinopteri; Cypriniformes; Catostomidae
Product: cholesterol 25-hydroxylase-like protein 1, member 2
Biological process (GO): sterol biosynthetic process; cholesterol metabolic process
Molecular function (GO): steroid hydroxylase activity; iron ion binding; C-4 methylsterol oxidase activity
Source: RefSeq, a predicted model, not a curated record
AUGAUCCCAAUGCACGUGUUUGAAAUGGUAUGGGAGAGCUACCAGGAAAGAGACUCAGUUUUGCAGCCUGUGUGGGACUACCUGCGGCUCAUCCACUAUGACACUCUUCGAUCACCUCUCUUUCCUGUGAUUCUAACCGUGGCAUCAUACUUCGUUCUUUGCCUACCCUACCUAGUCUGCGACAUAUACCGGUAUAAAAUCCAGCCUGGCAAGAUGCCCACAACUGCAAUGCUCCUACACUGCAUUGGAGUUACCCUCUAUAAUCAUUUCCUUCUAGUGAUCCCAGCUGCAGUAGCUCAGUGGAUGUGGAGACCUCCCAUUGCCCUGCCUGAACAAGCACCUACAUUACUUGAACUUCUAAGUGGAGUGGCUGGAAACCUGCUCCUCUUCGACUUUCAGUACUUCAUUUGGCACUUUUUGCAUCACAGGAACCGCUGGCUGUAUGUCACAUUUCAUGCCAUUCACCACAAUUACUCUGCCCCCUUUGCUCUGGCCACACAGUGCCUUGGGGGAUGGGAGUUGGUCACAGUGGGUUUCUGGACCACACUCAACCCAGUUUUACUGAGGUGUCAUCUGCUCACCACCUGGAUGUUCAUGGUGGUCCAUGUGUAUGACCAUUGUGGAUGAUUUCCCUGGUCCACAUCCCGUCUGAUCCCAUUUGGUGUUUACGGAGGUCCGAGCAAGCAUGAUGUCCACCACCAAAAACCAAAUAACAACUUUGCACCCCAUUUUAGUCACUGGGAUAAACUGUUUGGGACUCAUGCUGAUUUUAGUUUUGUUAAAACAGAGUCUUGA